CAUGGGUGGGGUUUGUCUAACCACAAGCCAUGGUUCUGUUUCUGUCUUUAUUCUUUAAUUUUUGCUCAAGUAAUUAUCGUAUUGUCUCUCUCUAAAUAUGUCUUAACUUUCAUUAAAGUUUCUUUGAUAAUUUUUAAGUUUGAUACACCAUAAUUUUAAGAAAUAUACGGUUCUAAUUUAAUUAUGUAUUCCAAUUAACAAUUUACUGUUUAGGAGUUAGUUUGGAAUAAUAAUGGCUACAGUUGAAACAAGGGAGGACUUGCCCCUCAAGAAAGAUGGUAAAAGAAAAGGGCUAAACUUGUGCUCUGAAGAUUUCUUAGGGGGUUCAAAAUUGGUUAAUAUCUCUUUAGCAGUGAUUACUAUUGCGAUAACAAUUGCACUGUUUUUUCAAAUUUCUUACGGUGAUUAUCAGAUAAUACCCCAUGGUAGUGUAGCAACAGACUCAAAGGAAUGCUCUGUAAUUGGCACAGAAAUUAUGAAAAGGGGUGGAAAUUCGGUAGAUGCAGCGAUAGCGAGCAUGUUUUGUCUAAGUGUUGUUUCACCCCAUAUUAUCAGUUUGGAUGGACAAGGCGAAGCCAUUAUUUACAAUCAUAAAGAACAGGUCCCCCCUGUUGUUAUCAGUUUUAAUAAAAAUUCGGCCAGUGUAUCAACUUUACCAAAUUUAGUUGCUGGUUUGUCGCAUUUAUACCUUCAUUAUGGUAAAAUGAAUUGGAAAGAACUCAUUGAACCAUCAGUAUCACUUGCAAGAAACGGAUUUAAAAUUUCUUCACAUUUGGCGAUAGCAGUGAGAUUUUUAGAAGCCGAAAAACUUUUCGGAGUUCUUAAAGAAAAUAAUGAGUUAAAGUUAGAAGUCCUUGCAAAUACUUUAGAAAAGUUUUCGUCACUUACAAACGACGAAAUUCGAAAUUUAAUACCUCGUCAAAAUCAGCCAGAAAUAACGACUACAGCAAACAUGACAUUUCAAUAUUACAAUAUAUUUGUACCGGGGGGUAUUUCCGAAGGACCUGUGUUACUUCACACCCUCAAACGAUUUCAACAAGAAAAUUUAACGAACUCAAACUCCACCAUCGAAAGUGAGUUUAUACCAAAAAUUGCAAAAAUAAAUAAAAUGGUCCACGAUGAACUUAACAUGAGUGAUACAUUUUUCAAAGGAACUAGCACCAAUGUAGCUGUAAUAGAUGACAAUGAUUUAUACAUUUCAUUAGUUGGGGGUUUGCAUGAAUAUUUUGGAAAUCGAAUAUUUAGCAAUAGCGGUUAUCUGCUGGAUAUAAAAACGGAAUUACAGCCACCCUCCCGUUUCCCCAUCCUUAUUUUGGACAAGGAUUAUAUUUGCGGUAGACGAAUUAUUUUUGGGGCACUUGACUUUGUAAUGGCUUCCGAAAUUGUGGCACAUUUGUUAAUAAAUUCGGAAAAUGUGACGACGAGCGUCGAGGCGCCGCGCUUUUAUAUCAGACCUGAUAAUUUAUUCGGAAUUGAAGAUAUGCGUUCUACUACUUUUGACUCUGCAACUAUAAGAAAUUUAGAAAUAACAGCCGGAAAUGUCACCCCGUUACAUAAGCCAUAUGCUAGUUGUAAUAUAGUGGAAAAAAAUGGAGAUACUUUAGUUUCACAUUCUGAUAGUAGAGGUGGGGGAAUUGCUAGUCGAUUUUAAGACGUUUAUAUAAUUAUUUAUUUGGCUGUGAAACUGUUCAUAUUGAAAAAAUUAACAUUGAAGUAUUAUGAGACAUAUAAUUAAUUUUUUAUGUAACUAUUUACUUAAUUGACUGUAUUUAUCAUAAAUAUCACUUUUGAAA
This is a messenger RNA of Agrilus planipennis (emerald ash borer), 1793 nucleotides long. RefSeq names its product glutathione hydrolase 2-like. Gene Ontology annotation, cellular component: plasma membrane. The record is from RefSeq and is a predicted model, not a curated record. Lineage: Eukaryota; Metazoa; Arthropoda; Insecta; Coleoptera; Buprestidae. Bases 233 to 1651 code for a protein of 472 amino acids. Gene Ontology annotation, biological process: glutathione catabolic process. Gene Ontology annotation, molecular function: glutathione gamma-glutamate hydrolase. The transcript has 8 exons.